Molecule: messenger RNA, 1956 nt
Organism: Rhizopus microsporus ATCC 52813
Lineage: Eukaryota; Fungi; Mucoromycota; Mucoromycetes; Mucorales; Rhizopodaceae
Product: vacuolar protein sorting-associated protein 33A
Exons: 10
Coding region: 1-1956 (651 amino acids)
Biological process (GO): vesicle-mediated transport; intracellular protein transport
Cellular component (GO): fungal-type vacuole; CORVET complex
Source: RefSeq, a predicted model, not a curated record
AUGAACGGAACCACGCCAGGAACUCAUUUAGGAAACACGCCUUUGAAUUUAGCAAAAUUAAGAGAACUAUCGCGUAAAGAGCUACCUGAGAUAUUGGAUAAGGUACGAGGGAAGAAAGGACUUGUGCUUGAUCCCACCUUGACUGGACCACUUAGUCUAAUAGCAGAAUUUAACCUACUUAAAAAUCAUGGGGUCGAAAAGAUUUAUCAUCUCGAAUCAGACACACUCGAAACAGACUGUCCUGGCCUGAUUUACAUUUGUAGACCAAAACUAAAAUAUAUGAGAUAUAUUGCCAGUCAUAUAAAGCAUUUUUCCAAAUCAAGCAAAAUUGACUGUUGGUUAUUUUUUGUGCCUGAACGUACAAUGAUAUGUGAACGUGUGUUGGAAGAAGAAGGCGUGAAGGGUGAUAUUACUAUUGGUAGUUAUGCUAUGGAUUGGAUACCUUAUGAAGAUGAUUUGAUCUCUAUGGAGUUAGAUCCAUCUACAUGGAAAGAGAUUUAUUUGGACGGAGAUCAAACUGCUAUUUAUUAUGCAGCAAGAUCAAUUAUGCGACUUCAGUCUAUCUACGGUCUAUUUCCCCGUAUCAUGGGCAAAGGUGACGCAGCCAGACAACUAGCAGAUAUGCUUUUACGUAUGAGAAAAGAACAUGCAGUGACAGAUCAAGUAUCCACAAAAGCGCCUUCACUAUUAAACACCGUUUCAAAUCAUAUUGACCAAUUCAUCAUUAUCGAUCGUAAUGUAGACCUGGUGACACCCUUAUGCACUCAGUUGACCUAUGAGGGCUUGAUUGACGAGACAAUGGGGAUCAAACACUGUGUUGUAGAAUUAGACCCUAGCUUAAUCACACUUGCAGCUUCAAAGGGGCCUUCAACGCCAACGACUUCAGCAACGCCGAUGAAAAAGAAAAAAUACGUCUUGAAUUCAUCAGAUAAAUUAUUUGGGCAAUUACGAGAUCAAAACUUUGCAGUCGUAGGCGGUAUUCUCAACAAAGUAGCUAAAAGAAUCAAUGAAAAUUAUGAAGAAAGGCAUAAUGCAAAGACAAUGGCGCAGAUACGUGAUUUUGUAGGCAGAUUAGGUGAACUACAGCAAGAACAUCAGUCUUUGCGAGUUCAUACUGGAAUCGCAGAGGAAAUUAUUGCAAAUACAGUAACAGAUGAUUUUAAUAAAGUGCUAGAAGUUCAGCAAAAUGUCGUAGCUGGUGUUGAUGGCAGUAGGGAACCUGAAUAUAUCGAAGAGAUGAUUAAUAGACAGAAGCCGCUCGUCCAAGUCCUUCGUUUACUCUGUCUCAUGUCGCUGGCUCAGGGAGGAUUAAAGCAAAAACUAUUUGAUCAUUUCGAAAAAGAGAUUGUGCAGACAUAUGGCUAUGAGCAUAUAGAGACACUGCAUAGAUUAGAAAAGUUGGGGCUUUGGAUGAAACGCACAAACAACAAAAGCACAUUUGGACAGUGUCGACGUCUUUUAAAGUUGAUUGUAGACGAUGUAGACGAAUUUCAUCCAAAUGAUAUCUCAUAUGUGUAUUCAGGAUAUGCACCUUUGAGCAUACGAUUAGUACAGAGUGCGAUGCAAAAGUCACCCAACUUUACUACGGGCACGAGCACAACCAGUCUGUUUUCCUACAUGGGAACAAGCACAGCAAAUUUUGUAAAGGAGACAACAUCUGGGUGGCGUGGCGCUGAGGAUAUCCUCAGGUUAUUACCCGGACAGUCAUUCGAUUUAAAGCAGACGGUAGAAUACGGACCGGAAACAAAUGCAGCCAUGGCCAGAGCCAAGAGACAUGGAUUACAACAUGGUAAGACAACAAUUAUCUUCUUCUUGGGUGGAUGUACACAUACAGAGGUCUCUGCCAUUCGUUUCCUAGCACAGCAUGAUGAAGGACGGGACUAUUUGGUUGCCACAACACAAAUGAUAAAUGGCAGCACGUUCUUGACACCCAUCAUCCAACAUAGAAACGAAUAA